AUGCCAGCACCGUCGGCUCCGCUCGAAGAGACCGGAUCUGUCCAGUCCGCAUGCAAGGCAUACCUGCAGGCCAAGGGUUUCAGCUCGCCAGAGGAACUGGCGAGAAAGCUCCAGCGCUGCCAAGCCAAAGGAUCAAGGAGCUUGGCACCUAAGCCGGAGCCCGACAUCCCGGGUGCUGUGGAUACUACGAACUUGCAAUGCCAGUAUACAUCUGCACUGAACGCGCACUCAAGUUGCUGUGGUUGGAGACCACACUUCAAUUGGGUGGUGGGCACCUGCGAGAGGAACCCGAGGAUUCCUAAUGCUUCCUUCUGCGAUGGUGUGCCCGAUUGCGCUCGUGAGCCUAAAAUCAACUAUGCCGCCGCCUACCAGUUCAAUGGCAGCCACUUCAUUCUGCAAGAUUCUUCAACAGCCGGAGAUUUAUCAGAUGCAGGAGUUUCGGGGUCGCAUGCCACAAAGACGGGUUGGGAGUCGGCAAAAGAUCGCUUUCGCUGGGAGGGUGGUGAAGGCGAUUGGCCAACCAAGUACGCGCCAUGGGGCCUUGGCGAGAGCGGCCCUCGCGGAAUCACUCCACCUGCAGCACUGUGGGUGUUGAGCACUGACAGCUUUUAUUAUGGCACCUUAUAUAUGCUGUCGCAGCUCACGCUUAACACCCAGGGUGUUGGGGAGCAUGCUAACUGCUGGGAAUGGGAGUUCGAUGCGAUCGAGGGUCUUAUCGGAACGGUACCAAGAGGAAAUCCGUUACCAGGCAACCUCAACCAGCUCUACGUGACUGCCACGGCUCAGGUCAGUGGUUGCAUGCCCAUGCCAGGAACAGCUGCUCAGGGCAAUGGACAGGCACGCCGUUUUGCCCAGCCCCACACGUUCCAGGCCUUCUGCGACAGCAAUCCUGCAGCGGUGGGAUGCCAGCCAUGGACUCGUGAGGGCGCAGACAUAUGGCAUGGCGGCGGGUAUCGCAGCACGGACCGCUUCGAGAACUCUGAAGAGACUCCCUACGUUUUCGCUGUUGUGCUUGACCAUCAAGGCUUUUGGGUGUAUCGAUGGCGGCCUGAUGACUCUGGUGAAACCGGCUGGCCAGGAAUUUCUCGAACCAGUGCAAAACGUGUUCUCGGGAGUCGGCCUCGUCCUGUUUCUGAUCCUAGUGGGCUGGAAACCAACGUGAAGUCUAAUGUUCGCGAAGCGGUGAUCCUGAUUCCCAGUCUGCCCCCGGAGGCCUCUUGCACACGCUCCCUUCCAGAACAAGUUGAUUGGCGCUGGGGAGCUGCUGCGCUGGGGUCCAUGGCAUACGAGGCCGAUGAGUACAAGCUGGGGGGGAAGCUGCAGGGAGCUCAGAAUUGGUGGGCUCAUUUUGCGGAUACCGGGCAGCUGCAGAACUAUCCGCUCUCAAUUGCUGGCGUGCCUGCCUCUGGCACAGAAGGUUCCCAGUUCUGUGAUCAGCGCGAUAAGUUUGGACAGAAAUGUGAUUGCAUGGAUCGUGACCAGCACGAAGCAUCACUUCCAGAAACCAGCACUGCAACCAGCGCUGAAACCAGCGCUGCAACCAGCGCUGCAACCAGCGCUGCAGCGCCGAGCACGGAGGUAGGGCUCAUGGUACAGAAGCUCCUGCGCGGUCAACAGACCGAAACAAAACUCCGUAAACCACCCAACUAG
This is a messenger RNA of Symbiodinium pilosum, 1650 nucleotides long. Lineage: Eukaryota; Dinophyceae; Suessiales; Symbiodiniaceae. The record is from the annotation of a GenBank genome assembly.